GCACUUUGCCUAAUACCUACCCUGUUCACGAACAGGCUUCCACUCCUUUCUGGACUAUAAACCCUACGGCCACGAGGACUCUUACCUGUGCCCUACUUAUCAGCAAUCUGAGCUACCUUAUUUCCAUGGGGAUUUAUGUGUGAGCCACGUUUCUGACUCUCCGGAACCAGCCCGCCCCCCCACGAGUCUGACACUGACAUACCAGUUAUGUUUAGACAGCACGACAGUUUCACUUGUUUAAUAUCGGCAGGAGACUACCUUGACUCCCCUACUUUUCUAGAGGCGCCGGAACUUGCUCGCCAGCCCUCCGACAUCAGCUCCCGAGGUCCUCUUACACCAUCUUCAUACGGCUCGUCGCCUGGUAUGUCAUACUCUUACACGCACAACAUGAGCCACUCUCCUGCGGGCGAUUAUGGCGACAGCUACGACGAUAGCUAUGGAGGAUACUAUGCGGACGAGUACGCCAGUGCUGCAUCUUCAUCGGCACAACAAGCGUCUGAACCGUACUAUGGAAACGUAGACUGGUCGCAGUAUGACUACGUUCCCACCGAAGACGGAGGCUACUGGCAGAUGAAACCACGAUACGUUCCUGCAGGGCAGUAUCCAACAGUGAUACCACAUCAAGGGGGUCAAGAGCAGCAAGAAGUCGUGGACUACAAAUUCCCCUGCCUCGAGGCGGGAUGUACAGCAAACCCGUUCAAGCGCAAGGCCGACCUCGAGAGACACUAUAGACAAGUCCACCAAGACCCGUCAAAGAAGGAAGCUCACAAGUGCGAUUAUCCCAAGUGCUCGCGAAGGAGUGAACCGUUCGGACGACGGGACCACUUCAGAGAUCACCUGCGAGACUAUCACAACGAAGACAUUUUCAAGCGGGGCACCCACGUGGACGACAGCUGGCUCCAAGGACGCAAUCUUUCGUCGCGAUGGUGGCGGUGCUCAAAGUGCUUGAUCAGAGUCGAUGUCAAUUCGUAUCCGGACCACGUUUGCCCCAAGUGCAAGAAUCCGUGUGAAGACAAACGCAAGCGUGCGCGAGGUUGGCAUUGAGGGUCAUCGUUGGCACUGCCCCAUCGUCGAAGGCGGAUCACCAUUGGGCCACAGGCAAAGCUGAUGCCUAGAGGUGAAGACGCACUUGCAAGAGCUUGGAAAACGACGCCCCGGUGGCUUUUCCCCACAGGAAGACGGCGGUAAA
Molecule: messenger RNA, 1189 nt
Organism: Colletotrichum acutatum
Lineage: Eukaryota; Fungi; Ascomycota; Sordariomycetes; Glomerellales; Glomerellaceae
Exons: 4
Coding region: 208-1044 (278 amino acids)
Source: RefSeq, a predicted model, not a curated record